Molecule: messenger RNA, 1423 nt
Organism: Poecilia latipinna (sailfin molly)
Lineage: Eukaryota; Metazoa; Chordata; Actinopteri; Cyprinodontiformes; Poeciliidae
Gene: cxcr2
Product: chemokine (C-X-C motif) receptor 2
Exons: 2
Coding region: 156-1316 (386 amino acids)
Biological process (GO): calcium-mediated signaling; G protein-coupled receptor signaling pathway; positive regulation of cytosolic calcium ion concentration
Cellular component (GO): membrane; external side of plasma membrane
Molecular function (GO): C-C chemokine receptor activity; C-X-C chemokine receptor activity; C-C chemokine binding
Source: RefSeq, a predicted model, not a curated record
UUUUUUUUUGCACAAUUGAAACUGAGUUUGCUAAUAGCAGCUGCCUCACCUCUCGGUGUGCAGACAUUCAGCAGGACUUCAGCCUGAAGGACAGACUGCACCUCUUUACAUCUGCAGCUUUAUUAUUGUUACUUGUGCACAACAAGUCAGGAGCAAUGAAGCUACUCGCUUUUUCAAUGUGUAUCAUGAAUUAUUUGCUGCUGACAAAUCAAGAGGAGCAGAAAUCGGAAGUGAAACAGGAAUCCUGGAGUUCACCUGAGAACAACACUUAUAUGUAUGCUGAUGACUAUGAUGAGAAUAGCUCCCCUUGCGACCCGAUCGUGCCGGGAUUUAACUCCCUCGCCCUUCUGGUCAUCUACAUCAUCGUGUUUGUGUUCAGCGUCUUGGGCAACAGCGUGGUGGUCUUCGUGGUCUGCUCGAUGACCAAAGGCAGAGCCAGCACAGAUAUCUACUUGAUGCACCUGGCCCUGGCUGACCUCCUCUUCUGUUUCACUCUCCCCUUCUGGGCCGUUGAGUCUCACUUCGGUUGGCUCUUCGGCACCCUCCCCUGCAAGUUCCUAUCCAGCUUCCAGGAGGCGUCUGUGUACAGCGGCGUCUUCCUGCUGGCCUGCAUCAGUGUGGACCGCUACUUUGCCAUCGUUAGAGCGACACGAGUGCUGUCCUCCCGCCACCUGCUGGUGAAGGUGAUCUGCGCCGUUGUGUGGCUGAUGUCCGGGUUGCUGUCUCUGCCUGUGGCGAUUCAAAGAGAGGAAAUCUUUCCAAUGGGAGCGGACAGUGGCUUUCCAGAUGGACUGCAGAAAGCCAUUUGCUACGAGAACCUAACCGGGGAGAGCAGCGACCAGUGGCGGGUCGGCCUCCGGGUUCUGCGGCACACCGUGGGCUUCUUCUUCCCCCUGGUGGUGAUGGCGUUCUGCUACGGCUGGACGGUGGUGACGCUGUUCAGCACGCGCAGUCAACAGAAGCACAAGGCCAUGCGGGUCAUCCUGGCAGUGGUUCUGGCGUUCAUCUUUUGCUGGCUGCCUUACAACGUCACCGUUCUGAUAGACACGCUCUACCGAGGCGGGUCGCUCAAAGAAACCUGCGACAUCCGCUACAGAGUGGAGGUCAUGCUGGAGGUGACCAAGGUCAUCGCCUUCCUGCACUGCAUGGUGAACCCGGUACUGUACGCCUUCAUCGGGGAGAAGUUUCGGAACGAGCUGCUGACAGCUCUCUACAAACAGGGCAUCAUCAGCAAGAAGCUCUGGGUGUCUUACAGGAAGGGUUCUGCGGCCAGCGUGGCUAGUCUCAGGUCCAGAAACACCUCUGUGUCGGUGUAAGCUAAUGCUGUCUAUGGGCUAUGUUCACACAGCACGUCUUGAUGCUCAGUUCCAAUACCGUUGAGUUUUUUAUGGUCAUUCAUAGUAAUAAACCCAACUUCAAUGAG